Molecule: messenger RNA, 3661 nt
Organism: Fusarium odoratissimum NRRL 54006
Lineage: Eukaryota; Fungi; Ascomycota; Sordariomycetes; Hypocreales; Nectriaceae
Product: nucleolar protein 12
Exons: 2
Coding region: 1471-2850 (459 amino acids)
Molecular function (GO): RNA binding
Source: RefSeq, a predicted model, not a curated record
CGCGCGCCAUCAUGACUUCCGCUGUCAGUGUCGGGAUCAAGAUCAGUAACAGCUGCAGCUGCUUUUCGUUUGGAUCCACGGGUGUUCUUUUUCACGGCACGUGAAAGACGCUCUGCUAGAUCAGUCUCUCGGUUGGUAGAUCUCUUUUGGGGAGAAGCAUCAGUGUCUUCAGCAGGUGUAUGUGUGCCGGUGCUUUCAUGUGCAGGGGUGGGCCCAUCUUCUUGCAGAAUGGUCUCUUCGAGCUGCUGGGGGGUGUUCACAUCAGUCGCAUGCUCUGAACUUGCUCGUUUUCUAAGCGGCUGUUCGGUUUCUGAUUGAUCGGCGGCGGGUGAACGCUUCCGCUUUCGCUCUUGGGCGUCAUUUUUGUGCUCGUCUUCCUCUCCUGCGUUGUGUGCGAUCGCAUGUUUUGUUGGUGAAUCUUCACCGAUUGUGGGGGAGCCAGUAGAAGCAUCGUCGUCGUCUAUUGCAGAUUCGUCCUCGUCGUGGUUGUGCAGGUUGGCGGUCCUGCGUAGCUUGCUGGGAGUGUGUUCGUAGACUUGGCCCCCGUUAAAUUGGUCUACCACGACGUCUCGUUGCCUCUGAUGUUUUGGCGUAUCAUAUAGUCGCUCAGUUUCAGCUUCUGUGACGUUGCCAUCCGAGGGUACGUCGGAGUGGGCGUCAGAGAGGACGCUGUCCGAGUCGGAGGUAGGUGGAGGCUUCUUUCGAGGGCUGCGCCUGACGCUAUCUUCGUCAUCAUGAUCGAGAUUCAUAUGCUCAAUGUCUUCGUCGUUGUCGUCUUUAGUGUCAACCUCACUGAGGGGGCUGGAGAUGUUGCUGUCCUCAUGAUCGGCAACUCCAAGCGCCGGGGAGGAGAGAGGCGGAGGUGCGGAAGCAGUGGCAGCCAUGGCUGCAAAAGAACGCGAUUACGUGUCUAUAUAUUGACUCGCUAAAAUUAUUGGGUUUGCUCGUAUCGUUGGGUGGGAAAGAGUGCUUUGGUCGAUCGCAAGGUCGCGGGAGCGUGCCCGUGGUGACGGGUGACGAGGAAUGGUCGCUAGACAAUCGAGGACACAGGAUCUUGGAGUGGGAGCGUGAAAAGGCGAAUGUGAGCUGAGAAACAACCGAUUGGCUCGAUCUCUGAUCUGCAUGAGAGAUUCCAAAGAGGACUUUGAGGUAAGGAAGAGCUAGGAAACUUGUAUUCGACAAGUUGGGCUGGUGGAGGGGAACAGAGAGUAGAGAGAGGAAUGGGAUGGGUGCGGUGCGGCCUCGGUUUGCGCUGGCUGUCCUGGGCGUCUCUGGGCUUGGGGCGAGCGCCGAAGCGGCCCUGCUGAGAGAAUGACGGGGCCCGUAAAAAGGCGGUCCUUGACGGCAGAAAUGCUCACUGUCAGUGCCACGAGAGCUUAUCCAUUGGCUGAGGUUAUCGAACCAAUGACGAUGUCCCGAGCAAUCUGAUUGUGGGUCUUCCGGACUGAACCUGGGACUUUUUUCUGGCUCAUGUCUUUUUCCGUCGCAGGUCAAAAAGAGUGCACGAGAGUCGACAACUUUUCCAAUUCAGCCCAAACAGUACUGAAUCUUACACAAUGGCAAAACGGUAAGUUGCCAAUCCUUGAUACCUUUACGGAUAAAGACCUAACAAAAAACAGCUCAAAGGGCCUGACAGCUUCUUCCAAGGCGGUGGACCCCACCCUCGACGCUCUUUUUGCGUCCAGUGCUGGUCCUGUCCAGGCUCCCGCUAAGUCAAGAUACUCGACGUUGGUGGAACAAAAGGUUCGGGAACCUCCCAAGCCAAGGGUGCAACUCGAAGAACAAGACGCCGACGAUGAGGUCCUCUCUGAGAUUAGCGAGGAGCUGAGCUUCGAAGAAGAUGGCCCCUCAGACGAGGAAGAGGAUGGAUCCGACGCUUCGGAGCCAGAGGGGGAGAGCGAAGACGAGCAACAGCAAGAGGAAGAAUCUUCAGACGAGCCCAUGAAGGAUACGCCAGUGGAGCUCGAGGACAUUAUUGAUGCGACAGAAGACAAGUCAAACAAGGAUCGAAAACGAAAGAGAAAAAACGAAAACGACGAUCUGGAGGGCAGAUAUCUGGACAAACUUGUUGCGGAGGAGGAAGCUGAGCGCGCCGGUAAGCGACAAAAGAACGACGCUCUGAAUAAGACCGAAAAGGCUGUCGCGGAGGAUGAGGACGCCGGCAACGACAGUGAUAUUCCCGUCCAUGAGACCCUCGCCAAGGACAGCAAAUCAUCAGACCUUGAGAAGGCAGCGCGAACAGUCUUCCUCGCCAACGUGUCCACAGAAGCAAUCAAUUCCAAGGCCGCCAAGAAGACCCUCAUGGCCCAUCUGUCAUCCAUUUUGGAUAAAGAUGCCACUCCUCCGCAGACUAUCGAGUCGCUGCGUUUCCGUUCCGUUGCUUUCGCAGGCGGCUCUCUCCCUAAGCGUGCAGCUUACAUUACUAAGAGCCUGAUGGACGCGACGACCAAGUCCGCCAAUGCAUAUGUCGUGUACUCAACCUCAGCGGCUGCUCGCAAGGCUGCCGCAGAGCUCAAUGGUACCCAGGUCCUCGAAAGGCACCUGAGAGUCGACAGCGUCGCCCACCCCAGUCCCACGGAUCACCGCCGAUGUGUGUUUGUUGGCAACCUCGGAUUUGUUGACGAUGAGACCGUCUUGAACACCAACGCGGAUGGUGACACUACGGAGAAGAAGAAGAACAAGACCCCAUCCGAUGUCGAAGAAGGUCUUUGGCGAACUUUCAGCACUCAGGGCAAGGUUGAAAACGUCCGAGUAGUUCGAGAUUCCAAGACUCGUGUAGGCAAGGGUUUCGCCUAUGUCCAAUUUUAUGUAAGUCCAUGGUUGUCUUACUUCGAUCGGACCAGCUGCUAACAUAUAUUUUCCAGGAUGGCAACGAUGUCGAGGCGGCCUUACUCCUUGAUGGCAAGAAAUUUCCUCCCAUGUUACCGCGUAAGUUGCGAGUCACUCGAGCCAAGGAUCCUCGCAAGACAGCUCUCGCCCAGGAGCGAGCCAGGGGCAAGAACGUCGUUCCUAAUGGCGCCGCCAAGAGCACAAAAUACAAGCACAAGGCUACACCUGAGGAGCAGUCCAUGGCUGGACGUACAAGCAAGCUUCUCGGCCGCUCGGCCGCCGUGCAGCAACGCCACAAGAAGCGCCCCUCAACACAGGGUGCUUCCGAGGAUGCUCAGAACAUUCCGUUCAACAUCAAAGGACCCGAACAGUUUGUUUUUGAAGGCCGUCGUGCUUCAGCUAAGGACGGCACACCCAAAGAUCUCAAACUUGGUAAGAAGGGCAAGGGUAAGGGCAGGUCCAGCAGGCCCCAAAACCGGGGCGCAAGGAGAGCUGCCGAGUGGAAGAAGAAGAGCUGAGCGUUUUAUGGUGAAUAGCACUCAUAUCGCUAGUGGUUGACAUAUGGGAUGUGUGCUCUUUUCAUACGUGAGAUGAGGACGAGGAUGGUGUUGUUAAAAAAGAGGGCCCCACGCCCCGGAAAGUUUGCGAGUGAUUUUUCGGCCUUGGCUGCCCUGGCAAGUUCUGGCCGCUUAGAUGAGAGACGAAGGUACUUGUAUACUUAUCGGGGUGAUGGUGAAAAGUUCAUAGAGUUGCACAGAGUUCACCAGUAUAUGAAGCACUAAUUCUGUCUUAUGUAUUUAAAGCUUACGCACUUUUGUGGUUUUUGUGUUAA